Messenger RNA from Staurois parvus, 292 nucleotides. NCBI's taxonomy places the organism in Eukaryota, Metazoa, Chordata, Amphibia, Anura, Ranidae. The record is from the annotation of a GenBank genome assembly.
AGGAAAGAAAUGCCGAUAACCGACAAUUCCCUGUUUACAUGUGAUCAGCUGUGAUUGGACACAGCUGAUCACAUGACCGAGCCGAAAUCUUCAGCUCUUUCCGUGAUCUAUCAUCCGCUGUGUCCGAGGGACACAGCGCACUGCCGAUCGCCGUGUGCUCCCUGAGCUGCGCAUGCACGGUGAGAAUGGGAGGACGUCAUAUGACGUCCUCCCAGAACAAGAGAACCACCUUGCGUCCGUCAUUGUACUAUAUGGCGGGCGGGAGGUGGUUAAAGUGUUACUAAACCCACAA